AUGAAGAAACUCUAUAAUACAAUGGAGAAACUCAGAAACAAUCCGGUACUUCUUCAACAGUACCACGAUACAAUUGAAUCAACUCGAAAAUCAAAUCAUCGAAGAAGUGGACUAACAGAACAUGGAGGAAGAAUCAUCCACUAUUUGGCACGCCAAGCCAUCUUGACACCACACAAGAACACCACGAAAUUGCGUGUGGUCUUUGACGCAUCCGCCCAUCAUGAAAAUUGCCCUUCCCUCAACGACAUGCUGAAUGAGGGCCCGAAGGUUUUAGGGAUACCAUGGAACACCGAAAGAGACGAGCUCACUCUAACCUGCACCUAUCCACCUAAAAAGACGUGUACGAAACGAUCAGUAUCAGAGCAAGUUGCUGCAGUCUAUGACCCACAUGGUUGGCUAACACCGUUAACCCUGAAAGGAAAGCAGUUUCUGCAACAACUAUGGAAAAAUGGAUAUGACUGGGAUACGAACCUAUCCAUCGAUCACCAACAGCAAUGGGAUGAAAUCGUCAGAAACGCAGGUUUUCAGCACAGAACGCCGAGAAAGAUCGCAGAAAUACACCAACCUCCACGUCUAGUGGUCUUCGCAGAUGCAAGCGCACAAUCUAUGGCAACAUGUGCAUACCUGGUAACUAAUAAUGUGGCUCAUCUUAUAGCUGGAAAGUCCAAGUUACCAGCCAUCAAAGGAAGCCCUACCAUUCCUAAACUGGAACUAAAUGCGUUAACAAUGGCGACCAGGCUAACCCUAUCCAUUUAUAAGGCUAUCAGAUCAAAGUCGACAAUCGAGAGUAUAGUAAUACUCUCGGAUUCCAAAGUCACUCUCAGCUGGAUAUCUAAGGUACAACCUGACAGGAAUGCAGUAGUCUUAGUACGGAACAGAACAAGGGAAAUUCAAGAAAUCGUGGAAACCCUCCCAGUACCAGUUUCGUUCGGUUAUGUGCCCACUUGUGAUAAUCCGGCCGAUUGCGGUACAAGAGGUGUAACAAAAUACGAGUUCGAAAACCACAUCUGGUGGACAGGACCAACAUUCAUUGCUACACCGACCGACGAGUGGUCUAACAAAAUAAGACUCAUGCGACUCCCAAUUGACUCAGAAGAAAACGACAGCGAUUGCUAUUAA
Molecule: messenger RNA, 1119 nt
Organism: Haemonchus placei
Lineage: Eukaryota; Metazoa; Nematoda; Chromadorea; Rhabditida; Trichostrongylidae
Source: the annotation of a GenBank genome assembly